Molecule: messenger RNA, 1627 nt
Organism: Aedes aegypti (yellow fever mosquito)
Lineage: Eukaryota; Metazoa; Arthropoda; Insecta; Diptera; Culicidae
Product: serine protease Hayan-like
Biological process (GO): proteolysis
Molecular function (GO): serine-type endopeptidase activity
Source: RefSeq, a predicted model, not a curated record
AUUCUCUAGGAUGAGCGCAUUCUGCCCCACGAUUCCCACAGCUGAUUGAAGCUUGCCCACCUCCUGUCCCGUUGCCGGGGCCGGGCAAUGUUUUCGUUUAGAACCGGUCCAGCCGGUAAAUUUCAUCGUUCAAUAAUCCGUAUGUGUAGGAAGCGCGAGAUUCAAGAUCAGCGUAAUACUGCACCAACAUUCAGUCAGGGGACUCCGUUGAGGCAAGAACUAGUUUUUCUCGUAGUAGCUGUGUGUGCGCGAUCGAUCCGCGGUGACCUUUCUUAUUGUUGUUGCGUCGUCUUUGUCGCCACUGCUGGAAUUCGUAGAACGAUUACGAAUUCCAUUCAAAAAAGCUUUGGUUCAGAAUAUCCGGGUUUCUGGCCGAGGAAGAUGAUUUCGGUCUGACUUCGGUGUUGCAGCGUAGAUCCUGUGAUUUUCGUGAUGAUGGACCGGAGCAUACCGACUCGGACAGUGACGACCGUGCUGCAGAUCGUAUGGUUCGGGGCAGCAAUUGCAUUUGCGACGAUCGACAAUGAUCGCUUCGAGGGCGAUAGCUGUUUACUGGCAGACGGUACCAACGGGACGUGUCGUCGAGAUUUGGAAUGUGAAUAUUUGAAAACCGUACCGCAGAAGUCGUGGAUCAAGUGCUCGUUUGAUAAGAAUGUGUCGAUCGUGUGCUGUCGCAAUCCUUCGCGGACUCGAUUCGACGUCAAAAGCCGAAGCGAACAAAUGUGCGAAAGUUUCGAUGAGUUCAACGAUGCAGAUGACCACAUCUUCGCUGGUACUUCAGCAGCACUUGACGAAUUUCCCUAUCUGGGUGCGUUGGCUUUCGAUAACGGAAAUGAAGUGGCCUUCCGUUGCGGUGCCAACCUUAUAUCGGAUCGGUACAUGCUGACGGCUGCUCACUGCUUGACAAUUGAGCAACCAGCGUUCGUUCGACUCGGGGUCGUGAACAUUACAUCCACCAGUAAAACGGAUCCUCCAGUCGAUAUAGGGGUCGAGAAAACGAUCUUGCAUCCAAACUAUCAAACUCGGCCUUUGGCAAAUGAUAUCGCGCUGAUCAAAUUGAACCGAACCGUGACGGAAGACUUUCUUAAACGGAUAUGUUUGUAUACGAAGUCCUCGGAUCCGGCGCCAGAUGUGCCUUUGACGAUUGCAGGCUGGGGCAGUACUGAGCAGGAUUGGGAGAUGUCCCCACUGUUGCUGAAGGCUAAGGCCACCACAUACGAGCGAGAGGUGUGCAACGCCAUUUUGGUCAACGAUAAAACCGACGAGAAGUCCUCUCGGCGGAGAAUAUUGAAGCUAAAUCCCGAUCAGCUUUGUGCCCUCGGGAGAAACGAGACCGGCGACAAUACGGGAGACACGUGCAUCGGAGACUCCGGUGGUCCGUUGGAGAUGACCAUUGGACGUCGAAGAUGGCUCGUCGGUUUGACGUCGACGGGGAAGCAUUGCGGUACGAGAUUUCCCGGCAUCUACACCAGGGUGUCGCAUUUUAUUGAUUGGAUCGAGUCGGAGGUGUGGCCGGAGAAGUGACGAGUCCUUGUUGGGUGACCUGCAUGAGUGGUAGGGUUAAGUGACUGUUAGGUGGACAAAGUAAAUUGAAUGUGAUCAAUAAAACAAUACAACUAUUAAAUUA